AGAGUUAAAAUGAGGCCUGUUUUUAUGAAGUCUCGGCCUGUACACCGGUUAAUCGCCGUCGACGGGCUCAGCUCCGGCGUCUUCUCUUCCUGGUCUCGUUACAAUGGCGCCCAAAGUCUUGAUGGUUGCAGAAAAACCUAGCAUCGCGCUUGCCAUUGCAUCUGGGCUUUCAAAUGGCCGGAUGUCUACACGGAGAGGAAGCACUGACAUACACGAAUUUGAUGGAAUGUUUCAAGGAUUUCAUGUUCAUUUUAAAGUUACAUCUGUUACCGGACAUGUUUUUAGUUUAGACUUUCCAGCUAAAUACCAAAAUUGGGAAGCGACAGAUGCUCUAGAUCUUUUCCAAGCUCCUGUUGUAAAGCUAGAAUCAAAUCCAAAGGGUCAUAUUCGCCGGCAUCUAUCCCAAGAAGCCCGUGGUUGCACCUAUUUGGUACUGUGGUUGGAUUGCGACCGUGAGGGUGAAAAUAUAUCCUACGAAGUUAUUGAAUGCACAGGAUUCAGUGAGAAUGAGGCUGGUGGAAGAAUACUGCGUGCUCGAUUUUCAUCCGUCACUGAGAAGGACAUAUUGGAGGCUUUGGGAAACCUCGUCAAACCGAACAAAGCUGAGGCCUUGGCAGUAGAUGCACGUCAAGAGAUUGAUUUGAAGGUUGGAGUUGCCUUUACUCGGUUUCAAACUCGCUAUUUUCAAGGAAAAUAUGGGAAUCUUGACUCCAGGAUAAUCUCCUAUGGACCUUGCCAGACUCCUACACUGGGAUUUUGUGUGCAACGUUACACGCAAAUCAUGACCUUUAAACCGGAAAAAUUUUGGUAUUUCAGUCCUUAUAUAAUAAAAGAUGGUUAUGAGCUGCAAUUGGAGUGGGAUCGAAAAAGACUAUUUGACUUUGAUGUUGCUGGAAUGUUUCAAAAACUAGUACUUGAUCAUAGUAUUCUUGAGGUGACUGCUGUGUCCAAGAAAGAAGAAAGCAAGAGUCGUCCUUGUGGCCUUAACACGGUGAACUUAUUGAAGGUUGCAUCAAGUGCGUUGGGAUUGGGACCACAUGUUGCCAUGCAAUUAGCUGAGCGACUUUACACUCAAGGAUUUAUCAGCUAUCCACGUACUGAAAGCACUGCCUACCCCGCAUCAUUUGAUUUCAAAAAUGUGCUUGGAGCGCAACAAAAUAAUCUUAUGUGGGGAAAUCAUGUGCGGUCGUUAUUGACUGAUGGCUUUCAUAAGCCGCGCACAGGAUCCGAUGUAGGUGAUCAUCCUCCCAUUACUCCAAUGAGGGCAGCAACAGAGGAGAUGGUUGGACAUGAUGCUUGGAGACUCUACCAAUAUAUUUGCCAACAUUUUAUUGGUACUGUCAGCCAUGAUUGCAAGUACACACGGACAAAAGUAGAAUUUACUGCUGGAGGUGAGCUUUUCCACUGUGUAGGGCUGCUUGUGACCAACAAAGGAUUUACAUCAAUCAUGCCAUGGAUGGCAGUUAAUGAGAAGAACCUUCCUCAGUUCACGAAAGGAGAGAGAGUCAAUAUUCUAAAAGCGGACUUGCAAGAGGGAAGCACCGCACCACCAGAUUAUCUUAGUGAGAGUGAACUCAUCUCUCUUAUGGAAAAGCAUGGAAUAGGGACAGAUGCUUCCAUUCCUAUCCAUAUAAAUAACAUUUGUGAACGCAACUAUGUGCAGGUUAACUCUGGGAGAAGGUUAGUUCCAACGACCCUUGGAACUGCUUUGAUAAGGGGAUACCAAAGCAUAGAUGCAGAUCUUUGUUUGCCAGACAUUCGUAGCUUUAUUGAACAUCAAAUUACUCUCGUUGCUAAAGGAAAAGCGGACCAUUUUCCUGUUGUUCAACAUGUUCUUCAGCAAUUCUUGCAGAAGUAUUCUUAUUUCGUCAAGAAGAUUGAAAAUAUGGAUGCACUCUUUGAAGCACAAUUUUCAACCUUGGCCGAAUCUGGACGUUUGCUCAGCAAGUGUGGAAAAUGCUCCCGUUACAUGAAACUCAUUUCAACUCAACCAACACGAUUGUAUUGUAUCAGUUGCGAGGAGGUCUAUUAUCUCCCUCAAAAUGGCUCAAUUAAGCUAUACAAGGAACUCACGUGCCCUCUCGACAGUUUUGAGUUGGUUCUCUUCUCCAUGUCCGGUGUCGAUGGGAAGUCCUUUCCUCUCUGCCCCUAUUGCUACAAUUCCCCUCCAUUCGAAGGCAUCGACAAUCUAUUUGGCACCAUUAAGCUAGGGAAUUCCACAAAAUUAGGCAAAGGAAUUGGCAUGCCCUGCUUUCUUUGCCCUCAUCCAACAUGUCGACACUCUAUGAUUACUCAGGGAGUGUGUGCGUGCCCCGAGUGCAGCGGGACGCUUAUCCUUGAUCCCGUCAGCGCCCCCAAAUGGCGGCUCUACUGCAACACAUGUAAUUGCAUGGUCGCCCUUCCACAGGGAGCUCACCGAAUCUCGACCACCAGCACGAGAUGCCCCGAUUGUGAUUCCUCAAUCCUCGAAGUGGAUUUCAAUAAGAAGACGACGCCCCUAAGCAAUGGAGCCACGUUGUAUUCUGGUUGUAUGCUGUGUGAUGAAUUUUUGCAUUCGCUAAUUGACGUGAAGCAUGGAAAGUCAUUCUUUAGACGAGGAAGAGGAAGAGGAAGAGGUAGAGGAAGAGGAAGAGGAAAUGGGCGAAGGGGGAGAGGUGGAGGUGGCUCGAAGAAUGAUGACCCCAAAAUGAGUUUUCGAGAUUUCUAAUGAAGCAUAAAUGGUACCCCUUUUUAGUGAUUACAAGGAAGAAGUGCAUUUACAUAUCUAACAUCCUACUUUGAAUUUUUACAUGUAUGUCACCUAUCCCAUACAUGAAUGUGUAUUUUACAUUUUACAACUCAAAAUAGUGUUAUUUAUGUGAUACUAAAGAUUGAGUGGUGUAAAUGUAAAAAAAGCAUAAGUUUGGUGUUAGAUAUGUAAAUACAUAGGAACUGGUUGGUAUGUAUGUAAACACCCCAAAACAUUAAAUGUUGCAAAAAAAGCUCUCCCUAUGGACUGAGAAGUUGUGUUAUUUGUGCCAAAAUGUUUUCAGAUCAUUAUAAAGAUGUAAAAUUUUGGAAAAGUAGUAGGCUUUGAAUGCAAUUUGAAUAAUACCUCAAG
This is a messenger RNA of Phalaenopsis equestris, 3100 nucleotides long. Its product is annotated as DNA topoisomerase 3-beta. NCBI's taxonomy places the organism in Eukaryota, Viridiplantae, Streptophyta, Magnoliopsida, Asparagales, Orchidaceae. Bases 104 to 2707 code for a protein of 867 amino acids. The transcript is spliced from 16 exons. Gene Ontology annotation, molecular function: DNA binding; DNA topoisomerase type I (single strand cut, ATP-independent) activity. Gene Ontology annotation, cellular component: nucleus. The record is from RefSeq and is a predicted model, not a curated record. Gene Ontology annotation, biological process: DNA topological change.